AUGGCUGAAGAUCUUAAAGCUCUGACUGCUGAAUUGACCUCGCUGAAGGCGACGGUGUCUCGUAUUAGUGAUGAGGCCGAGCUUCGCAAGUUGCACUUCAAGUACGGCUACUAUCUCGACAAAUGCCUGUAUCAAGAGGUCGUGGACAUGUGGUCCCAAUCACCAGAUGCCUUCAUUGAGUUCCAUGGAGGAAGAUACCGGGGACCAGAAGGCGUCCGCCGACUGUUUAUCGACCGUUUCGCAAGCAAAUUUGUCAAAGGCCGUAAUGGGCCUGUCCAUGGCGUCCUCCUAGACCAUGCGAUGAUGCAAGAUAUCAUUGACGUUAAUGACGAGGGAAAUCACGCCUGGGGAAGGAUGAGAACUUUUAUGUCCGCAGGCAACCAUGAAAGUAUCGCCAAGGAUCAUCCUCGAGGUCUUGUCCAAUGGUGGGAGUCAGGACUUUAUGAGAACGAGUAUAUCAAGGAAGAUGGAGUCUGGAAGCCGUAUCGUUACAGAUAUUUCCCCUUCUGGCAAGCCAAUUUCGAGAAAGGUUGGAGUCACACUCCUCCGGAAUACAUUCCCUUCCCCAAGAAGUGCUACCCAGAGGACCCAAUUGGUCCCGAUCAACUCGUCGAGACUAGGAAUUUGUGGCCACAGACAAAGGUUGUGCCUUUCCAUUAUCCUCACCCUGUUACCGGAAAGCAGGUUCAAGAGAGUGCUUUGGUGGCACCAACAUUGAAUGGGGAUUUGACCGAGGAUGGAGGAGCUCUAUCGAUUCGUGACCCCGAUCAGCGAACCGGAAAAUUAUAA
Messenger RNA from Penicillium concentricum, 789 nucleotides. RefSeq names its product nuclear transport factor 2 family protein. Bases 1 to 789 code for a protein of 262 amino acids. The record is from RefSeq and is a predicted model, not a curated record. The transcript has 3 exons. Lineage: Eukaryota; Fungi; Ascomycota; Eurotiomycetes; Eurotiales; Aspergillaceae.